CCGGGGGAGGGAGAGGGGGGGCCAGGGCCCCCCAAGUCUUCACUCCCUCCCCAUCUUCAGCUCCCAGACUCCUCUGCCCACCCCCUAGAACGCCUGGGUCCUAUGGCUGGGCCUUAGAGGCCUCGGCUCUCCCCUCCCAGCCCCCUCCCAAUCUUCGCUCUCACGAUGCCGUCGGCCCCAGCCCCCCUCCUCCUCGCCUUCUCUGUCUCCUGCCUCGGCCCCCCUGGUCUCGCCACCCCGGCCCACCCCGAUGGGCUGCCCCCCGGCCGAACCCCUCUGGCCCCCCCCUACGCUAUCGUCCUUAUCUCCUGUUCCGGCCUCCUGGCCUUCGUCUUCCUCCUCCUCACCUGUCUCUGCUGCAAGCGAGGGGACGUCGGAUUCAAGGAGUUUGAGAACCCUGAAGGGGAGGAUUGCUCUGGGGAAUACACACCUCCCGCGGAGGAGACCUCGUCCUCCCAAUCGCUGCCCGACGUCUACAUUCUCCCGCUGGCUGAGGUCUCCCUGCCACUGCCUGCCCCCCAGCCCUCGCGUUCAGAUCUGGGGACAUCCCUGGGCCUGAGCCGCCAGCAUCUGAGUUACCUGCAGGAGAUCGGGAGUGGUUGGUUUGGGAAGGUUAUCCUGGGAGAGAUUUUCUCAGACUUCAGUCCAGCCCAAGUGGUGGUGAAGGAGCUGAGGGUCAGUGCGGGGCCACUGGAGCAACGCAAAUUCUUGACCGAGGCUCAACCCUAUCGGAACCUCCAGCACCCCAACAUCCUCCAAUGCCUUGGACUCUGUGCGGAGACCUUGCCCUUCCUGCUCAUCAUGGAGUUCUGUCAGCUGGGAGAUUUGAAGCGUUACCUCCGGGCCCAGCGGCCUCCUGAGGGCUUGGCCGCUGAGCUGCCCCCGCGGGACGUGCGGACUCUGCAGAGGAUGGCGCUGGAGAUUGCCCGCGGGCUCGCCCAUCUGCAUGCCCAUAACUACGUGCACAGUGACCUUGCCCUUCGCAACUGUCUGCUCACAUCGGACCUCACAGUGAGGAUCGGGGACUACGGCCUGUCCCACAGCAACUACAAGGAGGAUUACUAUUUGACCCCUGAGCGUCUCUGGAUCCCCCUCCGCUGGGUAGCCCCCGAGCUCCUGGAUGAGCUUCAUGGUAGCCUGAUGGUUGUGGACCAGAGCAGGGAGAGCAAUGUCUGGUCUCUGGGCGUGACCCUGUGGGAGUUGUUUGAGUUCGGUUCCCAGCCCUAUCGCCAUCUCUCCGACGACGAGGUCCUCGCCUAUGUGAUCCGCCAGCAGCACGUGCAGCUGGCCCGACCCCGCCUCAAACUUCCCUACGGGGAUUACUGGUACGAGGUCCUGCAGUCCUGCUGGCGGCCCCGCACGCAGCGGCCCUCGGCCUCCGACCUCCAGCUGCAGCUCACCUACCUCCUGUCCGAGCGGCCUCCGCGGCCCCCGCCGCCGCCCCCGCCCCCGCCGCCGCCGCCCCCGCCGCCCCCGCCGCCGCCGCCGCCCCCCAGGCCCCGGCCCCCGGGCCCGCCGCCCGCCUUCCCCUGGCCCUGGCCGGCCCCGGCGCCCCCGGCCCGGCCCCCGGCCCUGUCCCCGUUCCCGUUGCUCGACGGCUUCCCGGGCGCUGACCCCGAGGACGUGCUGACCGUUACCGAGAGCAGCCGCGGCCUCAACCUGGAGUGUCUCUGGGAGAAGGCCCGGCGCGGGGGCGGCGCGGGGCCCGGCCCGGGGGGUCCGGCCUGGCAGCCCGGCUCGGCGCCCCCCGCCCCCUCCAACCCCUUCUACGAGGCCCUGGCCACCCCCAGCGUCCUCCCGGUCAUCAGCGCCCGCAGCCCCUCGGUCAGCAGCGAGUACUUCGUCCGCCUGGAGGAGCACGGCUCCCCGCCCGAGCCCCUCUUCCCCGCCGACUGGGACCCCCUGGACCCCCUGGACCCCGGCGCCGCCGCCCCGCCGCCCCCGCCGUCGGACGUGCCCCAGCUGGUGUCCGAGACGUGGGGGUCGCCGCUCUUCCCCGCCCGGCCCCGCUCCUUCCUGGGCGGCUGGGACCCCGAGGGCCGGGGCGCCGGGGACACCCUGGCCGGGGACCCUUCCGAGGUCUUGGGCCAACGGGGGGCGGCCCCGUGGGGAGACGAGGACGAGGAGGAGGAGGAGGAAGAGGAGGAGGAGGAGGAGGAGGAGGAGGGGGAGAGCUCCCCGGGCGGCGGCGGCAGCAGCGGGGGGAGCCGGGGCCGCCGGGGUCCCCGGCCCUGCCCGCUGUGCAGCCGCGGCGGGGGUCCCUGCUCCUGCGCCCCGCUGCGCCGGGGGGACGCGGUCAGCGGCUGGGGGGGCCACCCGGCCCUCGGCUGCCCCCGCCCCCCCGAAGACGACUCGUCCCUCCGGGCCGAGCGCGGCUCCCCCGCCGACGGCCCGGCCCCCCCCCCCUGCUCGGCCCCCCCCGAGUUCCGGGACCCCCUCAUGGGGGCGGCGGCGCCCCAGUACCCCGGGCGGGGGCCCCCCCCGGCCCCUCCCCCGCCGCCGCCCCCUCCCCCUCCCCCUCUCCCGGCCGCGGCCCCCCCCCGGGGCGACCUGGGCUCGGGGGACCCGCCGGACCCGCCGUCGAGCAGCCCGGACCUGUGCAGCCCGGCCUCCCGCCUGUCCUCGCCGGGCCCUCGGCCGGGGGACAGCGGCUACGAGACGGAGAACCCGCUGUCGCCGGAGCUGGCCUCCCAGGACACGCCGACGGCCCGCGCCCCUCCGGAGCCCCCCGACCCCCCCGGGGCCGGGGAGGGGGGCGGGGGGGGCGGGGGAGGGGAGCGGGGGGCGCCGGCCUUCGUGGUGCAGGUGAGCACCGAGCAGCUGCUGGUAUCCCUGCGGGAGAACGUCACCCGAAACCUGCUGGGGGCGCGGCGGGGGGCCCGGCCCCAGGGGGAAGCCCAGGGGCGCCGGGAGAGAGGGACGGGGGCCAGCCGGGGCUCGAGGGGGCCGGUCAGCGGGGGGACGGUGACAGACCCGGGCUCGAAGGCCCCAGGGGCCGGGGAGGCGGCGACGGACCACGGCCCGGGAGCACCGGCGACCGGCCGGGGGACCGGGACGGACCGCGGCCCGAGAGCCCCCGGGAGCGGGGAGAGGGUGGCCGACCCGGGCCCCAGGACCCCCGGGAGUGGGGAGAGGGUGACCGACCAAGGCCCCAGAGCCCCCGGGAGCGGGGAGAGGGUGACCGACCAAGGCCCCAGAGCCCCCGGGAGCGGGGAGAGGGUGACCGACCAAGGCCCCAGAGCCCCCGGGAGCGGGGAGAGGGUGACCGACCAAGGCCCCAGAGCCCCCGCGAGCGGGGAGAGGGUGACCGACCAAGGCCCCAGAGCCCCCGCGAGCGGAGAGAGGGUGACCGACCAAGGCCCCAGAGUCCCCGGGAGCGGGGAGCGAGUGACCGACCAAGGCCCCAGAGCCCCCGCGAGCGGGGAGAGGGUGACCGACCAAGACCCCAGAGCCCCGGGGAGCGGGGAGAGGGCAUCCGACCAAGGCCCCAGAGCCCCCGCGAGCGGGGAGAGGGUGACCGACCAAGGCCCCAGAGCCCCGGGGAGCGGGGAGAGGGUGACCGACCACGGCCCCAGAGCCCCCGGGAGCGGGGAGAGGGUGACCGACAAAGGGGCCAGAGUCCCAGGCAGCAGGGAGAAGGGACUAGGCCCCAGAGGAGCGAAAGCCCCAGGGAAUGGCGAGAAAGUGACAGACGAAGGGGCGAAAGCCCCGGGGAGUGGGGAGAAAGGGAUGGACAGCGGAGCGAAAGCCCCAGGGAGUGGGGAGAAAGCGACAGACAGUGGGGCGAAAGUCCCAGGGAGCGGGGAGAGAGCGACAGACAGUGGGGCGAAAGCCCCAGGGAACGAGGAGAGAGCGAGCCACAAUGGUGUCCAAGUCCCAGGGUUAGGGGAGAAAGUGACAGACAAUGGGGUGAGAGCCCUGGGGAGCGGGGAGAUAGUGACGGAAGAUGGGGUGAAAGCCCCAGGGGGCGGGGGGAAAGCGACGGAAGAUGGGGUGAAAGCCCCAGGGAGCGGGGAGAGCCGGGCCAGCAAUGGAGCCCGAGGCCACGAGGCUCAAGCCCCAGGGACCAAGGAGAGAGUGAUGGAGAAUGGGGGGCAAAGUCAAGGGAGGGGGGAGGAAGUCCAAGACCCUGGAGUGAAAAUUCAAGGGAGCCACAAGAAAUCAUCGGAGAAUGUGGGACAAGUCCAAGGGACCCUAGAGAAAGUCCGAGAAAAUGGGGGGAGAGUCCCAGGGAGCGGGGGGAAGGGGACGGAGAACUGCGGGGGAGCCCCAGGGAGCAGGGGGAGAGUGACAGAGAAUGGGCAGAGGGUCCUAGAGAACAGGGAGAGAACAGUCCCGGAGAGCGGGGGGCGAGCCCCGGGGAGUGGGCAGAGAGCCCCGGGGGGGCGGCCGAUGGGCAGGCCGGCGGGGGAGGGGGUGCCAGGCAGCCUGGGGGGCGGCGCAGGGCCCGGAGGCGGCGUGGCCGGAGGAAGCGAGGAGGUGCCGGAGCGGAGGGGGCUGACGGAGCGGGGGCCGGGGCCCGGGGGGCCGAGGCCGGAGCCACGGACGCCGGAGACGCCACCCCACCGAGAGAGCCCGGGGCCCGGAGGGGCCGCAGAGGAGCCAGGCGCCCAGGCAGACGGCGGAGGGGAGCCCGGCGGAGACGGGGGGUCGUCCCCCAAGACGACCAAGCGGGGACCGGAGAUGCCCCGGCUCUUCCUGGAUCUGGGACCGCCGCCGGGGAGCAGCGAGCAAAUCAAAGCCAAGCUCUCCCGCCUCUCCCUGGCCCUGCCCCCACUCACCCUUACCCCAUUCCCGGGGCCCGGUCCCCGCCGGCCUCCUUGGGAGGGUGGGGACACAGGGGUCUCUGGUGGAGCCGGGGAGGCUGGCGGCCCAGCAGAGGUGGACGAGGAGGAGGAGCAGGAGGAGGGAGAGGAGGAGGAGGAGGAGGCGGCGAUGGAUGGGGGCCCCGGACGAGACCACACAGCCCCAGUGCCCAUUGUGGUGAGCUGCGGGGACGGGGGGCGGCCGCUCCGUGGGCUGCUCAAGUCACCCCGAGGGGCCGAGGAGCCAGAGGAGACCGAGUUGGAGAGGAAGCGCAAGAUGGUGUCCUUCCACGGAGAUGUCACCGUCUACCUCUUCGACCAGGAGACCCCAACCAACGAGUUGAGCAGCCAGGGCACCCCAGAGGGGGACCCAGGCCUCUCCACCCCGCCGGCACCCCCGACGCCCCCCCAUCCCUCCACCCCGGGAGACAUUUUCCCCAGCAGCGACAGCAGCUUCGGCGGCAGCUUCGAGUGGGGGGAGGACUUCCCACUACUGCCCCCAUCGGGACCCCCCCUCUGCUUUUCCCGCUUCUCUGUCUCCCCUGCCCUGGAGACCCCAGGACCCCCGGCCCGGCCGCCCGACACCGCCCGCCCCGCAGGCCCCGUGGAGGACUGA
Molecule: messenger RNA, 5421 nt
Organism: Ornithorhynchus anatinus (platypus)
Lineage: Eukaryota; Metazoa; Chordata; Mammalia; Monotremata; Ornithorhynchidae
Gene: LMTK3
Product: lemur tyrosine kinase 3
Biological process (GO): protein phosphorylation
Molecular function (GO): ATP binding; protein kinase activity
Source: RefSeq, a predicted model, not a curated record